UCAGAUCCAAGUCUGCAGCUGAGCUAGCAGCGUGCACUCCCCUCAGGCACCUUGAGCUUUCUGCUCAGCUCUGGAGCUGUUUUGUAAAGUUGGGCAACUUCAAGUGCCUGCUUUGCUUCUGGAGUUCUCCCUCCUCUGGUCCCCAGCGCCCCCGCCUCCCACACUCCCGCUCCCUUCCACCGGGAGCCGCCAGUCAGCGGGCUCGCAGCAUGCACCCUUUUCCAGUCUUCCUCCCUUGGAGUGCAACCAUGCUGUUAAGGGGCGUCUUUCUGGUGGUGCAAGCCCUGCAAUAUGUGGGUGCCCUGGACCUGCCGGCGGGGUCCUGUGCCUUUGAAGAGAGCACUUGUGGCUUUAACUCAGAGCCUGCCUUUCUGCCUUGGAUUUUAAAUGAGGAAGGUCAUUACAUUUAUAUGGACACCUCCUUUGCCAAGCAGGGGGAAAAAGCUGUGCUAGCAAGUUCUGACUUACAGGCUGAGGAGUGGAGCUGCCUUCGAUUGGUCUACCAGAUAGCUGUACCUUCAGGGUCUCCCUCAGAUCCCAGUCAGCUGAACCUCUAUAUGAGGUUUGAAGAUGAAAGCUUUGAUCACUUGCUUUGGUCAACUAAGGAAACUUCAGAAAGCUGGCUCAUAGCCAGCCUAGAUUUGCCAAACAAUUCCAAGAAAUUCCAGAUUUUAAUAGAAGGUGUGCUAGGACAGGGAAACACAGCCAGCAUUGCACUCCUUGAAAUCAUGAUGACAACUGGCUACUGUAUUGAAUGUGACUUUGAAGAAAAUCAUCUCUGUGGCUUUGUGAACCGCUGGAACCCCAAUGUAAACUGGUUUGUUGGAGGAGGAAAUAUUCGGAACACACCUUCUAUUCUCCCUCAGGAUCAUACUUUGAAGAGUGAACUGGGCCACUACAUGUAUGUGGACUCGGUUUACGUCAAGCACUUCCAGGAGGUGGCCCAGCUCAUCUCCCCCAUCACCACGGCCCCCAUGUCCGGCUGCCUGUCAUUUUAUUACCAACUCCAGCAGGGGAAUGACAAUGUCUUUUCUCUCUAUACUCGGGAUGGGGGCGGCCUUUAUGAGGAGAUCUGGAAAAUGGAUAGACCGGUGAAUGCCGCCUGGAACCUCGCUGAGGUGGAGUUCAACGCUCAGUAUGCCAUGGAGCUUAUAUUUGAAGUUGCUUUCAGUGGUCCCAAAGGAGGAUAUAUUGCCCUGGAUGAUAUUUCUUUCUCUCCUGUUCACUGCCAAAAUCAGACAGAGCUUCCUUUCAGUGCCAUGGAAGCAAGCUGCAAUUUUGAGGAAGAUCUUUGCAACUUUUACCAAGAUAAAGAAGGUGCUGGCUGGUCCCGAGUGAAAGUAAAACCAAAUGUGUAUCAGGCUGGAGACCAUACUUCAGGCUUAGGGUAUUUCUUGCUGGCCAACACUAAGUUCACUUCUCAGUCUGGCUACAUUGGAAGGCUCUAUGGUCCCUCCCUGCCAGGAAACUUGCCAUAUUGUCUACGUUUUUAUUAUGCCAUCUAUGGGUUUUUGAAAAUGAGUGACACCCUAGCAGUUUAUAUCUUUGAAGAGAACCAUGUGGUUCAAGAGAAAAUCUGGUCUGUGCUGGAUUCCCCAAGAGGGGUGUGGAUGCAAGCUGAAAUCACCUUCAAGAAGCCCAUGCCUACUAAGGUGGUUUUCAUGAGCCUAUGCAAAAGUUUUUGGGACUGUGGUCUUGUCGCCCUAGAUGAUAUUACAAUAGAAUUGGGAAGCUGCUCAUCUCCAGAGCACCAUCCACCUCCACCUGGAGAGUGUACUUUUGAACAAGAUGAAUGUACAUUUACUCAAGAAAGAAGAAACCGCAGCAGCUGGCACAGAAGGAGGGGAGAAACUCCCACCUCCUACACAGGACCAAAGGGAGAUCACACUACUGGGGUAGGCUACUACAUGUACAUCGAGGCCUCCCACAUGGUGUAUGGACAGAAAGCACAGCUCCUGUCCAGUCCUCUGCGAGGUGUCAUCGGAAAACAAUGCUUGACCUUUUUCUACCACAUGUAUGGAGCAGGCACUGGUCUGCUUAAUGUUUAUUUGAAAAAGGAAGGUGACAGUGAAGAGUCCCUCUUAUGGAGAAGAAGGGGGGAGCAGAGUAUUUCCUGGCUACAAGGUCUGAUUGAAUACAGCUGUGAGACACAAUGCCAGAUAAUUUUUGAAGCCAUUAGGGGAGUAUCAAUAAGAAGCGAUAUUGCCAUUGAUGAUAUUAAAUUUCAAGCAGGGCACUGUGCAGAAAUAGAAGAUACAACUCAACAAUCAUCAGGAUAUUCUGAGGAGUUGAAUGAAAUUGAAUAUUAAGAAAUAAUCUGAAUUGGAUUGAUAAUCGAAUAAAACUCAUACCUCUCUUCAAUCAAAAAUGAAAACAGACAAGUUAAUACUGUACAGUCAGCCAUUUCAUACAUUAUAAAAUGACUUAAGAGCACUCUUCUUCACAACUUAUGCAAAAAAUACUAACUCAGGGCUUUUUUAUUUCUUUUUGCAUAUGACAACUGUUACUGGAAGUACAGGCUACUAGUUUUGCAUAGGUCAUUCGUUUUAAUUAAAGUAAUGGUAAAAAGUACGAAUGUGCAAUAUUGUAGUGAUUUUGAAGUAUGCAAAUUAAGGGCACAAUCAAAAUUAGGAUGUGCUCACUUAAAUCUGCAUUCAGUGAAUGUAUUGGAGAAGAAUAGUUCUUGUGGGUUUCCUUUUGAAUUUUAAGUAUUGUAAAUAUUUUCAAAGUAAUAAUGUGAGGUGUCAGUAAUAUCUGUAGAAUGAAUGCAGCUUUCAUGUUAACAAGGUAGUCUAAGAAAGUAAAGUAUUAUUUUCUAUGUUUUAUCCAUAGUAAUAGAGCAUUAAUUUCAAAAUAGUUUUAUCAUGUGAUAAUAAGAAUCUUUCAUAAGUAUCCCAGGUAAGUCAGUAUUAAUUAAUGCUGUAUUACAAAGCAAUGCUAUCUUUUUCCUUUAGACAAUCACUAUGAACACAUGAAUAGAAAUGACACUCCUUUUGUAAAGCAAGCUUGAAAAUAUUGUAUGUAUGCAUACUAAAUUCUAGAAUAUAUUAAACAAUUUUGCUGAUUUUUAUAAUAACUGUUUUGUUAAACUUUUGAUAAUAUGAAUUACAGCAGAUCUACUAAACUACUACUUUUUAUUUACAUGUCUAAAAAAAUUUCAUAUACAUGUAUGUAUACCCAAAUAACUACUAUGAAGUUGUAAGAUUACCUAAUAAA
Molecule: messenger RNA, 3216 nt
Organism: Condylura cristata (star-nosed mole)
Lineage: Eukaryota; Metazoa; Chordata; Mammalia; Eulipotyphla; Talpidae
Gene: MAMDC2
Product: MAM domain containing 2
Exons: 14
Coding region: 210-2309 (699 amino acids)
Cellular component (GO): membrane
Source: RefSeq, a predicted model, not a curated record